Molecule: messenger RNA, 1465 nt
Organism: Hordeum vulgare subsp. vulgare (domesticated barley)
Lineage: Eukaryota; Viridiplantae; Streptophyta; Magnoliopsida; Poales; Poaceae
Exons: 4
Coding region: 1-1353 (450 amino acids)
Cellular component (GO): plasma membrane
Source: RefSeq, a predicted model, not a curated record
AUGGCCUCCAUCUCCGCCGCCGCUAAGGCCACCUCUGUCGCCUUCGCCCACAAGAAGGAGCUCGCCGCGGCGGCGCCGCAGCAGCAGCGCGCGAGCGCCAGUAGUUUGUGGAGUUUUUUUCCAACAAGACUUCGUACGUCGCGGCGUUUUUGCAAAAAAGCCCCUGAGGUUUAUCGAAAUCAACCCGCAGUCCUCCCUAAACCUGGGGCUCGUCUGCCUACGCGCGUGCAGAAACAGAGAGCUCGCGGAUCUGGCCGACGAUGUGAGCUUCGCAGCAGGGCUCCGGCGUGGCGAGGAGGGCAAGGAAGUUCGGAUCCACAUGGCGGCGCCGGUCGGGGACGCCGCAGUGCUGCGUCGCGCGCUGGACGAGGCGGCGCUAGUCGUGGCGGCGGGGGAGGUAGGAGAGGGGCUGGAGGCGGUCUGCUGCGCCGUGGCCGCGGAGGCCAACGAGGCCCGGGAGACGCCGCUCCUGGCUGUCGUGGAGAAGGGCCGCCUCGAGGUGGUGGUGGAGCUGCUCCGGCACCUCGACGCCCAGGGCGUCGCCGCGGAGGCCAACGAGGCCGGGAAGACACCGCUCCUGGCCGCCAGGCCAAGCGCCGCGCCGGCUGCUCCUGCCUCCGCGCGUGCCUCUACCUCGCCGUCGCGCUCCUCUCCCUCGCCGUCCUCCUCGCCGCCGCCGUCGGGGCCGUGUACCUCGCGUUCAAGCCCAGGCAGCCGGCGUACUCGGUUGUGUCCCUCGCCGUGUCGGGCCUCGCCGGCGUCGGCAACGCCUCGGCCCCCGGCGCGAUCUCGCCGGGGUUCGUCGCGAUCGUCCGCGCCGACAACAGCGCCAACGGCAAGGUCGGCGUGCACUACGACGGCGCCGGGAGCCGCGUCGCCGUGUCGUACGAGGGUGUGAGCCUGGCGGACGGCGCGUGGCCGGCCUUCUACCAGGCGCCUGGGAACGUGACGGUGUUCGUGGCGAGGGCCAAGGGCGUCGGAAUACGGUUCUCGGAGCGCGAGCGCGGGCAGAUGGCCGCGGCGGAGCGGCUCAAGUCGGUGCCGUUCGACGUGGAUAUCACGGUUCCCGUGCGGCUGCAGCUCGGCGAGGUGAGGAUGUGGGCCCUGCCGGUGACGGUGCGGUGCGCCAUGGCGGUGGACAGGCUCGCCGCCAGCGCCAAGGUGGUGUCCAGGUCAUGCGAUGUGAAGGUGUCGUUCCUGUUCUGGAGGAACGGACACCGAAGCAAGAAAAAAUGGUUACUUGCUGAUUUAGGAGAGCAGUUCUUGCGGGUAGCAGCAACGGAUUCGUGCUGCUUCCGUGAUGUUUUUUUCUCCUCUUCAAUUUGUAAUGUUGGUUUGAUCGAGCAAUGUUAAUUCUUUUGUCCGUCGAGAUCAUGUUCUGCCGCAAAAUUGUGCCGCAGUUAAGAUGUUCACGAGGUGCAGCCUCUCUUCUCAAGAAAGACUGAAAGAAAAUGGUGUUGGUGCA